GAAUCCUGGUGUGAGUAGAGUUGCAUGUGCUCAGUCUGGUUCUCUCUUUGUGCUGUAAAGGCUGCUUCCUGGAAUCGGGCGUCUCUUCUGCCUCUCGGAGUCUCUCAGCUCCACUAUCAGGAGCGAACAGACGUCCACGCUGAGGAGAUGAGCUCGAGCGUGUUUCCACUCCUCUGUCAGAUGUAGCCGCGUUCUGGAGCAGGACAGCGCUGAGUCCGGUGGAGAGGGGAUGUCGGUGAAGCUGCGAUUCGAUUGUCCAGCUGAAGGUGGGAUGGUGCAGAGGAGUCGCUCCUUCACUGGAGUCAAUACGCUCAGUGGCCGGCGCAGGCUGUCUUCAACCCGUGGUUCUCUACGAACCAAAGCUCAGGCAGGGAAAUCUCCCAGAAUCCCCUCUUCUGCUCGGAUGGUUGGCGGUAUUUGGGGUCAGCAGCCUGAGCAGGUGGACAGAAUCUUCCAGGCCUUACGGAAGGGGCUCAAGGAGUAUCUGGAAGGACAUCAGAUGGAGCUGGACUUCCUCUCAUCCCAGCAGAGAGACACUAAAAGGAACUCCAGACUGGCUUUUUUCUAUGACUUGGAGAAGGAGAUCAGAGCCCUGGAAAGAUACAUACGCCGGCUGGAGUUCCAAAUUAGUAAGGUGGAAGAGCUGUAUGAGACGUAUUGUAUCCAAUGGCGACUGUGUCAGGGAGCAGUGAACAUGAAGCGAGCGUUCUCCCUCUCUCCGUCCUCACGAGCGUCCAGAGAGAGUCUGCUGGAGCUCAGCCGCAACCACAGACACAGCCUGGAGGAUAUGUGUGCGAUGGAGGGAGAGCUGGAGAUCCUUCUGGGUGAACUGCAGAUCAAAAUGAAAGGGCUGAUAGGCUUCGCUCGUCUGUGCCCGGGGGAUCAGUAUGAGGUGUUGAUCCGGUUGGGCCGCCAGCGGUGGAGAAUCAGGGGGCGGAUCCAGACCGACGACAGACAGCUGUGGGACGAAGAGGAGAUGGUCUUCCUCCCUCAUAUCCACGAGAACUUUGAGAUCAAGGUAACGGAAGUGAAGGGCUUGAGCUCCAUCCUGGUCGGCAUGGUAACGUGUAAGAGCGCAGACUUCUUCAUGGCUCGUCCACAGCUGAUGGUUGUUGACAUUACGGAACUGGGAACCAUCAAACUACAGCUGGAGGUGGUCUGGAAUCCUUUUGACAGCGGCGAGGUGAAGCCCAUCGUGUCGUCUGCCAGCCGACAGUCUGUCCACAGCAGGAAGGGAUCCAUGUACAGCUGGACGCCUCCAAACACCCCCAGCUUCACCGAGAAGUACUUUUUAUCUAUGAUGCGUCAGCUCCAAGAUCCAGAUGGCUCGUUCUCUAUUGGCUCCCGCGAAUCCCGGGGCGUGUCUCUGCUCAGCUACCUGUCUGACUCCGCCCAGGCGCUCACUCCGCCGGCCUAUGAGAGAGCCGGUCGUCUUCCGGUCACCCCUGAGCCAUCAGCGGACACUCAGUCGGUGGAUGAUGAUCUUCUAAAGACCCCCCUGGGAGAGGGGGACGAGAGUGGAGAAUGGCCUUCAGAGCCUGAGACCAGCUCUCCGAGCCCACGAGGCAGCAAGCGAGACUCUAUAUUCCUCUUCCAGCGCUACAGUACUCCUGAUAUCCUCCGGCAAAAUGGGGAGGUGGCCACCAAUCAGGAGGUGGAAGCAGAGCAAAGUACAGCAGCAGAAGAGGUCAGGGUGGAGGAGGCCUCAGCAGAGCAGGAGGUGAAGGAGAAGCCCAAGGUUCGGGCAGGAGUUGUUGGGAAUUCCCAAAGGAAAGCAGUGGCUGUGAAAGUUAGCUUGGCGCUAGCAGAGCUGGAUGCUACGCUGCAGGAAAUGAGCUGCACUGAGGAAGAGUUAAAACGACUGGAUCUACAAACGCGGCAGUUCUAUCAGGACCUGAAGAGGGACAUCUUCCCUCUCCAGACCUCCUCCAGCGAGACUCUAGCUGUAGAGGAAGAAGAAGUGCUGGGCAGUUUCGACUUCCUGUCCACCGACUUCAGCACAGACGACAUUGACUGCAUGGGAAGCGUCAGGCUCAGGGACACUGGGACGGGUUCGUUGAAGGAGAACACUGUGAAAAGCCGAGGGGUGCUGGCUCAGGACACUGCUCUGUCCUCAGAGGGCCAGGAAACCGGACAGGGCCCACAAAGAGCGGAGAGUGAGGACAGGAGCCCACUCAGCACGGGGGAGUAUACUCUGGACCAAGCCCUGGAGGUCCACCUCAACAUCUGCACUGCACUACUGAGGGCGCUGAGGCUGUCUGAUGCAGAUCACGUCCGGCAGGACAUUCUGGAAGAGCUGUCACGUCAAACUGAGGUGCUUGAAAAAAUCGACGCUUUGACACAUAAGAAGACCGACGACGUCUCAGCAGCAGAGCUGCUGUGUGAAGUGCCGAAGCUGAAGAACGUUCAGAUGUUUUGGGAGGAGUGCUGCGAGAGUGACUCGUCUUUCUGCUGCUCGGCUGACUCGUUUCUCAGGACCCUGCGCAAGCGCUUCAUCCACAAAGUGAAAGCGAAGCUGCCAGGCCAGGCUGAUACAGUCUUCGGUCAGCUGUUACAGCAGGUCCAGUCCAGCUGCAGGAUGGUGCCUUUAGCGCUGUGUCUGACAGACCGAGUGAGCAUGUUUCAGCUGCAGGUCUACCUCAGCCGCUGGAAGCUCACGGACUUCGGAGAGCACAUCUCUCACCUCUCCAGAGAAGUCUACUUAGUGUCCUGUCUGGAGAGCCCUAAGAGGAGGCGGGCUCUGAAGAAGCUGAAAGGGAGGAGGAUCUCAGAGCUGCAGCCAAUGGGGAGAACCCUGCAGCUCCUGGCCAAGCUACUGACAGACGCCAAUCACAAGGUUGCAGCGACCGCCACCUCCUGUCUCUGCCGAGCCUCAGGCUUCAGGUCCUUCAGGUCUAAGGCUUUGGUACACUACACAUGGCUGUUGAGAGACAACGACACCCAACGGCAGCAGCAGGCGUGUUUGGCACUGAAAUGUCUAAAGGCGACGGAGAGCGUGGAGCAGGUUGCUGAGCUGUGGCGCUCCGCGGACGAAGAUUUGAGGAACGCUGCCAGAGAGACCGUGCUUUCAUUUGGUAAAAAAGGACACGCAGCCUUCCAGCGAAUGGACCGGAUCUGCAGUGAGUUACAGGAGGAGAUUUACAAGAACCUGGACACAGAAAUCACCAUCUUCUAGAGACCUCAGCUAGGUUUUUAACCCCUAAUCAGAAGAUAGGCCUGGGCCAGUCAUGAAUUUCUAAUGAGAAGAAUGGAAGAGGCAUAAAGCUCCACUAAAGAUUUCACUUAGAUGCAGAAAUUUCAACAGUUCAGUUGCGCAGAACAGCCUAUGAUGCUUAUCAGAGGUCAUACAGGAGGACAGUGCUUGUGGCAGUCUGGUCACAUCCUAUGCAGUAUGAAACUCAAUGUUUUUGUAUAAAACCCUUUUGGAGUGUAAUAUUUAUAAAAAUUGUAUUCUAUAUUUCAUCUAUACAAAAAAAAACAAAGUGUAAACAUGGAAUAUAUUGCCAAUAAAUGUAAAUAAUGUGCCAAAAAAAGGAGAAUCCCUGUGUGCA
Messenger RNA from Colossoma macropomum (tambaqui), 3551 nucleotides. It is a transcript of the gene ripor3, whose product is annotated as RIPOR family member 3. The transcript has 23 exons. NCBI's taxonomy places the organism in Eukaryota, Metazoa, Chordata, Actinopteri, Characiformes, Serrasalmidae. Bases 230 to 3175 code for a protein of 981 amino acids. The record is from RefSeq and is a predicted model, not a curated record.